Messenger RNA from Penicillium arizonense, 408 nucleotides. RefSeq lists its product as uncharacterized. The transcript is spliced from 3 exons. The coding region runs from base 1 to 408 and encodes 135 amino acids. The record is from RefSeq and is a predicted model, not a curated record. NCBI's taxonomy places the organism in Eukaryota, Fungi, Ascomycota, Eurotiomycetes, Eurotiales, Aspergillaceae.
AUGGCCCCCAAACUGUGGACAUCAACCGGACCGGGAGGAUUCCGGUCAGCGAGGCUGGUUGGGAUCGUAAUAAAUGAUCGUAUUGGAACCUGUGUCGCCAUCGACAUCGUCUAUGAGGCGGUUGAGCAACUCUCGCAGGUUUCCAUUCUCCGCACCGGAUUGGAUGGUGCUGAUGAUCAGUUGUACUGUCGCUUCAUCACUAUCCCGGAGAAGGGCGAUGAGAUCUUCGGUGAAGUUGCGAUAGCCGUCGAUGCUCGUCUCAUUCGUCUGUCUCUGUCGUCGCCUCCUCCAGGACUAUCACUUCCUGCGCCUCCCCCGCUCGCUCCCAUAGAAGUCCGCGGUGCGAGAGGCCGAAGGCCCCGAGAUGUGUCGGCCAUCAAGUUCUGUGCAGAGAGACGGAACGGCUAG